Effrenium voratum is the source of this 1104-nucleotide messenger RNA. The record is from the annotation of a GenBank genome assembly. NCBI's taxonomy places the organism in Eukaryota, Dinophyceae, Suessiales, Symbiodiniaceae.
AUGCUUGAUCCCAUCAUCGCCUUCUUCCGGCGCAUCUUCGAGGCGAUCGGCCAUGGCAUCGGCGUCGCCAUCGGCUGGCUCUUGUGGCCGUUCCUUGCCUUCUGGGCGUGGCUCGGCGGGCGCGGCUGGAUCAUCAAGAUCCCGGUUUUCGCCAUCCUGCUGGGCCUGAUCGCCGGCUAUGGCUAUCUGUUCUACAUCACCCAGUUCUGGCGCGGCGACGAUCCCAACUAUGUCGCCAGCUACAACUAUUCCGAGAUCACCACGGCCGCCGGCGAACAGUUGCCCGACGGCACGUGCCAACCUUCGGCCAUGGUGCAGAUGACGGCGGACCUGAUCGACCGCAACGUCAACCAGGAUAUCUGGGUGCCGUCCAAUCCGCUGCACAAGGCGGGUUUUUUCUUCGUUGCCGACUGGAAGGACACCCCGUUCUUCGACAACAAGGCGGCGUUCCAGCUCGGCACCAACCAGGCGAUCCGGCGCACGGCGGUGGAACUGGUCGACCGGCUGGGGCGCGUGCGCGGCACAUCGUCGGUCAACCAGAACCUUCAGGAAGCGCGCGAAGCGGCCAACUAUCGCGAGGAUGCGUGGAUAUUCACCUUCAGCCCGCCCUUCCUGCAGCCCUCGACGCAGGCCAAGCUGCGUGAGGCACGACAGGAACUGCUUGCCUUCAACGCCGAGCUCUCGGCCUGUCAGGCCGAUUUCGAUGUGCGCGCCGACAACCUCCUGCAAUUCAUCGAUCGUGUGACCGCCGAUAUCGGCUCGACCUCGGAAAUCCUGCAGCGGCGCAUGGAGGCGGCGAGCUUUUUCGGCUUCGACCGCCGCGCCGACGACCGCUUCUGGUUCACCUAUGGCCAGCUCUACGCCUAUUACGGCAUCCUGUCGGCGGCGAGUGUCGACUUUCAGGACGUGUUCACCCAGCGCAACCUGACGAGCCUUUGGGCGCGCAUCGACGAGCAGAUGAGCGAUGCGCUGCAGGUGCGGCCGCCCUUUGUCGCCAAUGGCAGCGCGUCGAGCCUGGUCAAAUCGCAUCUGGAAUCGAUCGGUUUCGAUCUGCUGCGCGUCCGCUCGAACCUGGUCGAGAUGCGCGACGUUCUGGACCGGUAG